AACAAUGCACAAAGGAACAGCUGUUUCUGACAACUACAGUUCCAAAGGAAAGCAGUUGUAAGCUGAAAACGCUGCGUGGCUCUUGAAGCGUCGUUCAUUCCUUACAAGUGUCAAUGGCUCUACUAAAUUAUAGACCCUUUGAUUUCUUCGCUUUGCUUUUGAUUGUAAUUAAUAAUGUCGUCGAAGGUUAUCAUGCCGUGGUCGUUAUCCAUGGUGUGCUCACUGGAAGCGAUAGCAUGGAACUUAUCAGCAAUAGAAUCCAAGAAAUGCACCCUGGAACUCAGGUUUAUAACACGCCAAGGUAUGCUGGAUGGAGUAGCCUGGAGCCAAUGUGGCGACAGGUAGAGGAGAUAGGAGUGGAUGUCCUGUCCAUAGGAGCUGCAUUCCCUGAAGGAAUACAUCUAGUAGGCUAUAGCCAAGGUGGUUUAUUAGCUAGAGCCAUAUUGCAGAGAUUUCCUAAGCAUAAUGUUAGGAAUUUCAUUUCAUUGAGUUCCCCACAGGCUGGUCAAUAUGGAACUCGUUUUCUGCAUUUAUUUUUCCCUGAUCUGGUAUGUGAAACUGCUUAUGAACUUUUUUAUUCCAAAAUUGGACAGCACACAAGUGUUGGGAAUUAUUGGAACGAUCCACAUCAUCAGAAAUUGUAUUACAAGUACAGCAAGUUUCUUCCAUAUCUGAAUAAUGAAAUAAAUAUGACAAGGAAAUCGACAGACUUUAAGGAAGGUCUUACCAAACUGAAACGUAUGGUAUUGGUCGGAGGACCCGAGGAUGGUGUUAUCACUCCAUGGCAAAGCAGUCAUUUUGCGUAUUACGAUGCUAACGAAACUGUGGUAGAAAUGCGUGAUAGAGAUAUUUAUAAGGACGAUUUAAUUGGAUUGAAAACAUUGGACAAGAGUGACAGGCUCACUCUCAUCACUGUACCAAAUGUCCCUCAUUAUGAAUGGCACAGAAAUGUAUCUAUAGUGGAUGACUAUUUAUUGCCAUAUUUAGAUUAAUGUAUUUUAUUAGAAGUGACUGAUGUCAUAACAUAGGGAUCUUAAAUAAAACGAGGAUUUCGGAAAUCAUGACAAUUUGGGACUGAAAUUUUGUAUACUAAAUAGGAGAAAUCGUGUAUAUAAGACAAUUUAGUAAUAAGAUACUUCUACACAUUUUCAUGUAUCAAUAAAAGUUUACUACCUCUUUCAUUAUAAAAUUA
Osmia bicornis bicornis is the source of this 1192-nucleotide messenger RNA. RefSeq names its product lysosomal thioesterase PPT2 homolog (gene Ppt2). The record is from RefSeq and is a predicted model, not a curated record. Gene Ontology annotation, molecular function: thiolester hydrolase activity. Gene Ontology annotation, cellular component: lysosome. NCBI's taxonomy places the organism in Eukaryota, Metazoa, Arthropoda, Insecta, Hymenoptera, Megachilidae. The coding region runs from base 114 to 992 and encodes 292 amino acids. The transcript has 4 exons.